UCCCAGGUGUGGGCGGGGCUUGGCGGCUACGCGUGGCGGGUGGAGUUCGGGUCCACUCCCGCCUGGAUCCCAAGUCCACUCAUGCUGGAAGCCCGCGAACCACGCGGAAGCGCGUCCUGGCCGACAGCCCGCGGGCGGUGCGUGGGGCAGGUGUCUGGCCCCAUUCUCCGGCCUACUUCCUCGGAAGCCGCCCAUUCUGACGAGUCUCUCGUCUAUGGAGGGGGCGCCGGCCUGGGACCCUGAAAGCUUGCCAGCGCUCAGAGGGCCCCCUGUCUGAUUGGCCCCUUCGACCCCGCUCCCUCAGGGGCCACGGCGGCCGUCGUCGGGACACAUAGGGUUCGGGGGGGGGGGGGCUGUGAGCCACCCAGGAGGAGAGGUGGAGCUGGUGGGCCGUCGCCCUUCUCUGGCUGCAAUCAGGCUGACAGUCCUGGUGGGGGAGGGGGCCCGCCCCGAGGUUGCCGGGGACAAAGGUCCUGGGCUCCUCGUCUGAGCCUCCUUUCCCCCAUCCCUUCCUGUCCCCAGUGGGGCCCAGUGCCCUCCUGAGCUGUGGACACACUGCCUGGCCAGUCCUGGGGUCCCAUGGGAGAGCCUCAGCCAGCUCAUCAGCCAUGACCCCUUGGCCUCAAUGCUCUCUCUGUGGACCACACUGAAAGCCUCUUCUGCCCCAGUCAGUCUGGGCCGUGGGGGGUCUUCCCCCACCUGCUCCUGUCAUGCUCAGCACAGGAGGGCCCACAGAAACAGAAGUGGAAAGUUUGAAUAAAUGAAUGAUGAAUGAAUGAAGGUGAGGUGGGGGGCAAAGGUGGGAGGGCACUUGUCUUGUGGUUAGGCCUGUCUGGGGCCUCACUUUUGUUCCAGGGCGGAGGGAACAGUAUCAUGGUUAUGGGAAUGUCCCCAGGGCACCCUGCGAUGGCCUGGGUUGUGGAGAUGGCAGGGGAAGGUGAGGUUUCUGGUGUGGGGGUCAGGUAGGUGAGCGUCAGCCUCGAGGGCAGAGGCUGUGGGAGGCACUUGGGUGGGAGUUAGAGUUCCGCAGGCCCCUCCCCCAGCUUCCCAGGGCUGUCCACUGCUUCCUCUUCUGCUCAUCAGCUGGGCCCACUGAGACCCACAUUCUCAGGUGUGUGGUCCUGCUGGCUCGUGGAUACCCAGGGCAGCAAUGCACCCAAGAGCCACCGAUCGAUUGCCACCGUCAGGCUGGGGAGGGACUGUGGGAGCCUCCCUCAAGGUUGGUUGGGGGUGUUGGGCUGAGUGAUGACCAUAGCAGACCCUGCUGGUCGCUCUGUGGUCCCCUGGGCCUGCGGAGAUUAGUUGGGCAGCAGCUCAGCUUCUCACAGCUUCUCCUUCAGGCUGGACCAGCCCCCAAGAUAAGGAGGUGGGCCCUGGUCUGGGGUCUCCCAGGAGGCUCCUGGUAACAAACAGCCCCUCCCCUUCUGGGUGCUAGUAUCCAUGGCAACGUCAUAGAGCCUUUCUCUCCCCAGGCCUGCCUGGGUUUCAGGCCUCAGGUGAGUGCUGGGGGUAGGGCCCUGGGUCUGGGGGGACAUAGGUGUCGAGGGUAGAGGACCAGCACCUCUGGGGACCCUUGCUGUAGUCUGGGGCAGGACCUCAGGUCCUGGAGGGCAAGGGUGACAGGGAGGAGACCACAAGGAAUGUAGAGAGCCCAGGGACAGGUUGCCUGGGGGUGUGACCUGCUGCCCUGGGCUGUUCAGAAGCACACAGGUGUGGUCACCCACAUGACCAGCAGUCUGGUGUCCUAUGGGGUAGAGACACCCCCCCACACACACACACACAUACACACGGGCCUCAUGUGCAUGCGGCCAUGGAAAGAGAGCCCCACAGAUGUGCCCACACACAGGACACAGGGCAGACUGCCCCACCAGCCCUCUCAGCUCUUCCAAGAAUAUCAAGAAUGACCCCCAAGUCUUGCCAAGAGGCUGGAGAAGCUGAGGAAGACCCACCCUUGUCCCUGGUGGACAGAGAGCCAAUCAGUGGCCACCUGGGGCCUCCAGCUGGCAGGCCUGCAGACCUGGUGGCUCCCGUAUGCCUGCAGGACACCAAGCCAAGCUCCACACCAAUAGUCUCCUCUAUCAACCUGCAGCAUUGCAGGUUGGCCCCUGAGUGCCUGGACCCCCACACCCUGGGGCUGUUGUGGAGGCAGCGGGAGCUGGAAAUCCAGGCCCUGCGGUGUGCCAUCCAGAACCGCGGGGAUGCCCGGCGUGGCCGCAUCCUGCGGGAGGUGGCUGGGCUUCCACUUGAGAGGAACUCCUGCAGUCAGGAAAAGCUCCUGCAGGUGGAGGUCCAGAAGCUGACUGUGGAGUUAAAGGAACAGAAAAAACAGGCCCAGCUGGAGAAGGAGCUUGUGGAGGAGCAGUUGCUGCAGAGCAGGGCAGCGCUCCAGCAGCUGGAGGCUGAGCUGCACGCCCUGCACAAGUCUUGCCUCCUGCAGCUGGCCCGCUCCUCCUGGGUGGGCCGGGUGCUGCGGUCAUCCACCGGCAGCGUGGAGGUGGUGACUGCAGAGACCCUAAUGGACCUCAGUAGCCUAUCUGAGAGUGACGAGGCUCCCCCCGCUCAGGAGGAUUUCCGGUUGGAGGAUGUGGACUGGAACAGCAUCGCCCAUCGAUACCCCAACCUCUUCACCGACAUCAAGUCGAACUUGGAUCACAAGCACCCUGGGCCCUGGCUGUCCCCAGAGCUCCCACCAGCCCAGCCGCCUGACAAGUGUGGCUCAGAGCUGUGCAGACAACACAUGGAGCGGCGUAUCAAGAGUGUGGAGUGGAGCUCUCUGCCUUUGGGGGGCAUGAGCAGCUCGGGGGGCACCGAUUCUGACUUGAGCAGCUCCCAGCUGGACAUGAGGUUUCCAGUGCAUGUGAAUGGGCACCCGCCCCAGGCACCAGGCCACUCUCCUGAGCAGACAGAAUCGCAGGCCAGGAGCUUCGGCAGGGGCUCACAGGCAGAGCCUGCAGAUCUCCCAAAAACCCACUCAGACGAGUCAGGCAAGACCGUCCUGGCACCCAGGUCCCAUGCAGAUCCGGACCACCCGCAUCCUGGGCUCCAUUGGAGUCCCAGCCAGACGAGCUUCUGCCUGAAGAUCGUGGCAGUGAGCCGUCGCAAGAGGUUCAUCCGCAUCCUCAACGAGUCGCAGGAGGAGACGGUGGACCUGGGUGGCUUCACGCUGCAGCAGCUCUCGCGCCACGUCCCCGUGCGCCUGUACCGCUUCCCGCCCCACACGCUGCUGGCGCCGGGGCACCACGUCACGGUAUGGGGCGAGGGACCUGACAGCACCAAGAAACAGCCGCCUUCGUUCCUGGGCCAGGAAUCCGUCCACUUCCACUCCAACCGGGGCUGCGUGACUCUCCUCCUGAGCCCUAAGGGCGAGGUCCUCAGUGAGCACCAGGACCCGCACUGCGUGACCCCCGUCUCGAGGAUCUUCGACGACAACACCGACUUGUCCAUCGACCGCUUCCCGCUCUCAGAGGCCCGGCCGGGGGUCAACAGCCGCGAGCAGCGGCGCCGGUCCCGACCCCCGCCCCACGGCCGGGUGCGGCAGGCCCGGGCGGGGCGCCUGAGGCCGGGGUGGGGACCGCGCGUCCCUCGGUCUCCGCCUCCUCCCCAGGCCCCGCCCCGCAAGAACCGUCCCCCAACUUCCGCAGGCCCCGCCCUCACCAGAUCCGCCCCCCCACACUUAGUUAUUCAGGACCCCCCCUCAGACCCCCACUUCCCCAGGCCCCGUCCCCGCCAGCACCGCCCCUUUCCGCGGCGGGCUCUGGCCCCCACGACCCCGUCGCCCCACCAGGACGCGGGCCCUGCUGCCACGCCUGAGCGCCAGCAAGCUCUUCCACCCGCCAGAGGUGCCAGCGCGGCCUCGUGCGAGCGCAGAGACCCACACGCGGGAGCUCCUGCCCGCGGUCUCCCAGGGCGGGCUGGGCGUCAGCGACUGCCAAGCCAAGGAGCACAGGGUUCCGGUGAGCGCGCGUGUGCUGGGGAUACCGGCCAGACCCCUCCUAGCGUGGACCGGGAUCGCCCGAUGGUGGCGCUGUCGGUGCAGAGCACGGCCGGGAGCGGAUUCGGCUUCCGCUUCCUCCGCGGCCCGCCCCUCACCGCGGACGCGUGCGGGCGGCUGUAG
Hipposideros armiger (great roundleaf bat) is the source of this 4114-nucleotide messenger RNA. It is a transcript of the gene LMNTD2, whose product is annotated as lamin tail domain containing 2. The transcript is spliced from 13 exons. Lineage: Eukaryota; Metazoa; Chordata; Mammalia; Chiroptera; Hipposideridae. Gene Ontology annotation, molecular function: structural constituent of chromatin. The coding region runs from base 1811 to 4114 and encodes 767 amino acids. The record is from RefSeq and is a predicted model, not a curated record. Gene Ontology annotation, cellular component: lamin filament.